AUGAAGUGUGCAGGGCUGCCUCUAGCUGCAAAAACAUUGGGAUGCCUCUUGCACUCGAAAGUAGAAGCUGAGGAAUGGUAUAGAAUACUCAAUAGCACAAUUUGGGAUUUACCUGAUAAUGAUGAGGGUGGCUGCAGUGGCAUUCUUCCUGCUUUGUAUUUGAGCUAUUUUCAUCUCCCUUCACAUCUCAAACAAUGCUUUGUUUAUUGUUCCAUAUUUCCCAAGGGAUAUAAGUUUGAAAAGGAGAAAUUGGUACUCCUAUGGAUGGCAGACGGUUUUUUAGAGCACCCAAACAUUAAGAACUCAAUGGAAGAGGUUGGGUAUGAGUAUUUUUGUGAGCUAUUAUCAAGAUCAUUUUUUCAACCAUCAAGUUCUGACGAGUCAUGCUUUGUGAUGCAUGACCUUCUUAAUGAUUUAGCUCAAUUUGCAUCUGGAGAAUUUUCUUGUAAGUUUGAGAAUGGCAAGCAUCAUGGAAUUUCAAAAAAGCUCGAGACGGAGUUUUUGCGAACCUUCCUUUCACUAAGCAUUUCAGAUACUAUUGAAUGCUCCAGCACGUUGUUGUUGUCUAGUUGUACUAACCUCACUGAGUUACCAGAAAAAAUUGUUAUCCUCACUAAGUUACGUCAUCUAAAUGUGAGUGAAACCAGGUUGGAAGAGAUGCCGCCUAAAUUUGGAAUCCUAACGAGUCUCCAAUUGUUGACUGAUUUUGUUGUGUGCAAAAAUAGUAAUAGUGGGUCAGAUAUCAGUGAAUUGGGCAAGUUCUCAUAUCUUCGAAGUACUCUUUCCAUCUCAAAGUUGGAGAAUGUCGUCGAAGCUGAAGAUGCUUCAAAGGCCGAGUUGAAAAGUAAGAAAUAUCUUAAAGAGUUGGUUUUCAAAUGGACUACUGCUACCACGACUCAUCAUGUAAAUGAAGUACUCAACAAGCUUCAGCCUCAUGAAAAUUUGAAGAAGCUUACCAUUGAAAACUACGGUGGUACAGCGUUUCCCAAUUGGUUAGGUAAUGCUAUUUUCUCUAACAUGGUGGUUCUGCGACUUAACAAUUGCAAAUAUUGCACGUCCUUACCACCACUGGGGCAGUUAUCUUCUCUUCAAGAACUCCUCAUCACAAAGAUGGAAGGAUUAGAAAGGUUGGAGGAUAAUCAAUUUUACGGGACUGGGCAAACUGGAUUCCAGCCAUUUCGGUCUCUAAAAUCUCUGAAGUUUACGGAGUUACGACAUUGGAGGCACUGGAUACAUUCUGCACAUGGAGGUGAAGAUUUCCCUUCCAUUCAGGAGCUUCAAAUACAACAAUGUCCAAAAUUCAUUGGAAGCUUACCAAGGCACCCUUUCUCAACGAAUCGGGAGAUUUCUGGAUGUCCUCGGUUUGAAGAGGAGGAGGAGUUGACUCGAAGGGUACAACCACAAGCAUCUACUGACCAAGAGGAGGAGUUAGCUCGAAGGGUAAGACCACGCCGAUGCUGA
Quercus robur (English oak) is the source of this 1461-nucleotide messenger RNA. RefSeq names its product putative disease resistance RPP13-like protein 1. The transcript has 3 exons. The coding region runs from base 1 to 1461 and encodes 486 amino acids. The record is from RefSeq and is a predicted model, not a curated record. Lineage: Eukaryota; Viridiplantae; Streptophyta; Magnoliopsida; Fagales; Fagaceae. Gene Ontology annotation, biological process: defense response to other organism.